Messenger RNA from Trichoderma reesei QM6a, 3114 nucleotides. RefSeq lists its product as hypothetical. Gene Ontology annotation, biological process: regulation of DNA-templated transcription. The transcript has 8 exons. The record is from RefSeq and is a predicted model, not a curated record. Bases 1 to 2997 code for a protein of 998 amino acids. Lineage: Eukaryota; Fungi; Ascomycota; Sordariomycetes; Hypocreales; Hypocreaceae. Gene Ontology annotation, molecular function: zinc ion binding; DNA-binding transcription factor activity, RNA polymerase II-specific.
AUGGAGACGCCCGCCGCGAGCUCACUUGUGCGCUCUCCUGGAGUUUCCGCCCCUUCCAACAAGUCCUCUCGCGGCCCGCCAAAGCGCAAGAGGACCAGUGACAGCGAUGCUGUCUCCAAUAAUGACACCUCAGCUUCUCGGCCCCGGGGCUGUGACGACUACAUGAGCUCUUUUCAGCUCGCCAGUCCAAGUCACGCCGAUGCGGCUUAUACACAUACACACGCUCAUGCGAGCACACUGUCUUCGCCCCCAGGUUCUGCUUUGGCUGCCACCAGAGAAAUACCACCGGCGGCGGUGGCGGUCCUACCAGGCCCCGGCCACGUACCGGUACAUGUGCCCGUAGCCGGUCUGCAAACACAACCCCAGGCCUAUCAAGAAUAUCAGCUGCAGAGCACAGGCAGCGGUCCAUCAGGCCAUUUUCGCGACCAAGAUCGCUGUGCUGAGCCUGUCUUUGGCCACGGCAACGCUGCCAUGCCGAUCGCUGGCGCUGAAGCUCCGACAGCGUACAGCCCUCGCUCCACCGCCGUGCCGCCGGCCUCGACUUACAACCAACAAUAUCAGCAAACCCGGUGGCUUGUCCUGGGCCCGCCUGGCGAUGCCGUCGCCCAGUCUCCCUUCCCGCCUGUCCUGUCGAACUCGCCUCCCCAGGCUGUGCCACUACAGUCGAUUCAUAUGGGUGGCCCCGUCUUUCCGCCGCCCUUCAACACAGUCUCACCGCAUCAAUUGAGUCUUCCGGGACAGGAGAACGUCUUACUAGCUGAUGCCAACCUCGGGACGCCUUAUCCAUCCGUUCAAGCAUUUCAGCCACACGCCUUUGGCCUGAGUCAACAUAUGGUCUCGGGUGAAGCAGGUAUCCCUCUUCAUCCCCAUCAUCAGCAUCAUCUGUCUCACCCUCAACCUCCCCCUCAUCCUCAUUCUCAGCCUUAUAUCCAUCCUCAUUCCCCUCCUCAUCAUCAUCCUCAUCCUCAUCCACCACCACCACCACCACCACCACCACCUCUCUCUCAUCCCUAUCACCCUGGUGAUUACAGUUCAGUUCUCCAGGUUCAAGGUGGUUCCGAGCAGCUCGCAGAGAGACAGUCACCCUUUCAGGUGCCGACUCCUUUACUGUACCUGCCUUAUAAUGACCCGCGAUUGAGGCCUCAAGGCUAUACAGAUAACAGACCACAACCCGGAUAUCCCCAACCACCUUCCGAGCAGCCGACCAUGGGUGGAGGACCUCAGUUUCCCAUGAGCCACCAACAGGCCCCCGCAGAUGGCUAUCCAGCACAAACGCCUACGGCUCCGGUUCCUUCUGUUCCUAUGACUCCGGGAAGCGCUGUCUCACCCAGUCAUACCGGCUCUGGGACAGCAAUUGGCGAAUUGGAUGCUCAAGGCCAGGGCAGCUCCUCGUACGGGCAGCCCCCGGACUUGAGUGGAAAUGACGAAGGCGACAUCGAUGAAGAGCCUCAGGAAGACUGUAUCGUGUGUGAUUUCGGCCUGCCAGACUAUGAGAACACGGCCGACGCUAUGGAUGCCGAUUCCAAUGCUGACGCCGAUGCCGACGCCGAUGUUGAUGCCGAUGCUGAGGCCGAUGCUGAUGCCGAUGCUGAUCCUGACGUCCACGAUGCCUCACCCGCAGGCGCGGUACAACAGGAGUCAUCUUCAGCUACGGCGGAGGAGGACGCGGCAUCCUCUGCGGCAUCAAACAAGCCAAGGCGAAGCCCGCUCAACCCCGAUCAACGGAAGCAGGCGGCAGAGACGAGAAAGAUCAAGGCUUGUACACGAUGUCGGAUGCAAAAGAUGCGGUGUGACCCUGAUCCUGACGACCCGAUGGGAGCCUGUAUCGGAUGCCAGACGUUUUCCAGAACGUCGAAGAAGACGAUCCAUCGAAUGCCGUGCUACCGCGGAAAGGUUACAGAUGCCGUCUUGUUCCGCAGCGGAGGGCUCGAGCUCACCAAACGCUGGAAGGGCACGGAGAUGAGGGACGUGACGGAUCGAAUCAACCCCAAGGACAUCCGUACGAUCAAAUUCACUCUGGGUAUAUGCGAGGAGCCCAUCACGGUGGAGGUCGUCGCAUUUCAGCCGCAAUCUGGAGACGUGACUGCGAGAUACUGGAUGGUGCCUGACGGCGAGCUCGGAGUGCGCAAGAAGAAGGAUCUAGCCCACUAUUGCUUGUUCAGCAUCCAAAAGACGGCGGACUAUUUCGAGGAAUACAUCAAGAAGCACGCGGUUAACGUGAUGAAGUUGGAGCGAGCGGGUGGUAAGGGGGACCCUCGAGACAUUCUUGAGCGCACAUAUGACUACAUUAUCAAGCGCUAUCAAGAUCUUUCGGCCAGAUUCGAACUCACCGGAAAUGAAGAGAAAGAGUUCAAAUUCUUGGGCCACAUGAUUAUCCUCUGGUUUGCCAUGCGCCACUCGACCGGAUCCUCGUGGCUUCUUGGCCAAGAACUACUGGGGAUGAAGCCCGAGACGAGAGACGACACCUAUCCCCUGUUUGGCAAAGUGUCGGUGCCUCGCAUGAUUCUGGCGCAGUUCGACAGCAUCAACCACACGCGGCUCCUCAGCAAGUACGGUAAGCUGGUGCUAAACGAGCUGGAGUCCAUCAUGUCGCGGAACCAGCCACAGCACUUCUUCCUCGUCUAUGCCUGCAUGUUCAUGCUGCUCCGGGAAGCGAGCUGGAUCAGCGAGGACCGGUAUCGUCACGCACGAAACAAUCUCGGCCAGAGUCACUGGCACUACUUCAACUGCAAGGCCUGGCCACAUCCGAGUGAGAAGGAUGAGAGAUACAAAGGCCCCCUGGCUGAUCGUGCCGUGCAGGGGCAACUGGACGUCUGGAGACGCUACAAGGCAGACAAUGGACAUGUGACCAAGCCCGCUCCCAACGACGUCGGGGGAAGGCCGUACGAGGGACGCCAAGUCUUUUACGACUGGGAUCAUCCGUUUUACUGGGUUUCGCAGCUGUUUGAGGAGGAGUGGCAUCCGCAUGCGACGUACCAGCGGGAGUACAUUGAGUAAGGCAACGGAGCACGACAGGUGCAGGAAAUGCACGGACAGCGAUUGGUUUGCAUCGCAUAUAGACGCGGUGAUGGGGCUUUUACGGGGUCGAAGGGUUGUAUAAAUUGGGUACACGAU